AUGUUACUUUUAUAUUCUUUUUCUUCAGAAGCAAGGAUUGAUUUAGGGAAGGAUACAAUUGACAAAGAGGUUGUAGAAAAGGCUUUCGACGCCCAUUCUUUGACUCAUUUCAAGGUGAUAGUCGAACCAGGAAUUGAACAUGAAGUGACGUUAUCAAUGCUUAAAGAAGCGAAAGCAAGGAUUGAUUUAGGGAAGUAUACCAUUGACAAGGAGGUUUUAGAAAACGUUUGGAACAGAAUAGCUCCUAGUUUAGCAUUUGAGUUUGACUCACAUCAUACAGUCCCAGUCGUUGCAGUACGCCCUUUGUUGAUUAUAAACGGUCAAGACGAUCCCCGUUGCCUACUAGAAGGUCUUGAUGCUACCAUAUCAACAACAGAAAAGGUUUUCAACACCCAUUCUUUGACUCAUUUCAAGGUGAUAGUCAAACCAGGAAUUGGACAUGAAGUGACGUUAUCAAUGCUUAAAGAAGCGAGUGAUUGGUUUGACAUGUUUCUCAAGCCGUAGAAAUUUCUCAUGCAUUUGUAUGUAUGAUAUCGUUAGGCCCUGUUUUUAAGCUCUGCU
Lactuca saligna is the source of this 561-nucleotide messenger RNA. The record is from the annotation of a GenBank genome assembly. NCBI's taxonomy places the organism in Eukaryota, Viridiplantae, Streptophyta, Magnoliopsida, Asterales, Asteraceae.